Messenger RNA from Misgurnus anguillicaudatus (oriental weatherfish), 1438 nucleotides. Lineage: Eukaryota; Metazoa; Chordata; Actinopteri; Cypriniformes; Cobitidae. The record is from RefSeq and is a predicted model, not a curated record.
AAUGGAUGGAUCCUGGUAGAGAAUGGUGGAGACGAAUGGAAAAUAGAAGAGACGUUUGCAGCCCUUCCAAAUGACAACAAUAAGAAAUGCUUCGCCACCUCUUAUAGGUUGUGUUUAAAGCAACAGCUGAUUAAUUUAAAAAAAGAGGGUUACAGUUCUGCUUUCAUGGAUCAUCUGCAACCUGACAUCAAAAUAUCAGACUGGUACGCCCCACGCUGGGAUUGCGGGUGUCAUUAUGAGAUCUGUGUAGAGCUGCUUGAUCAGGAAAAGAAACCCAUCAGUGUCUUUCAGCCUGAAAAAGUUUUCUUUGAACAGUGGAAUGAUCAACGAUGGUGUCAAAUGACACACGUCUUUAAGAAUUAUGGACCUGGAGUUCGGUUUAUCCGUUUUACUCAUGGAGGAAUGGAUACAAAGUUCUGGGCAGGCUGGUAUGGAGUAUGGGUUGUAAACAGUAGUGUAGAGAUCUGACAGCUGCAUGGAGAUAAACGUUGUUUUAUUAUAUAAUAUUUUUUAGGUCACUAAUGGACAGCAUGAAAGUUUGUACUGAUAUGAAGAAUAUAUGGAUCAUUUGCUUCUUGUUUGUUUGUUUGUUACGUUCUUUUAUACAUCAAAAUUUAACAAUUUCUAUAACAAGUAAUUUUAUGACUAAAUUGUUGUUUAUUUUUAUAAAAACUAUGACACACAACAGUUUCACGUCAUAGACUUGUAAUUUCCUAUAUUACAUCAUGCAAUGCAUUUUAUGAUAUGUGUUAUACAGAAUAUACAGUAAAAUAACAUAAAAGCCAUAAAGCAAAUGUAGAAUACUCCCUCAGCACUUUCAAAUGGAGCCAAGUGACAAGAAAUAAGGUGUGUUCGACUUCAUGUGGCGCUGCAAAAACCUACAGCCGGAUGACAUCGAAGUACCACGAGAGCGAGACGAAAUUAGACUUCAUAUGAUUUCUCUAUUCGUUCUCGCGGUACUUUGACAUCAUCCGGCUGUCGGUUCUUGCGGCACCGCAUAAAGUCGAACAAGCCUAACAACUAAUAAGAUGGCAGUUUUGUGAUGACAUUUUGUGUUGUUUUUUAAACUUUUAAAUUAAAAUCUGUUCCGAUUGUGAUAAUUGUUUUGACAAUAUUAAAGGGGACAUUUCACAAGACUUUUUAAAGAUGUAAAAUAAAUCUUUGGUGUUCCCAGAGUACAUAUGUAAAGUUUUACCCAAAUUACCAUAUAGAUAAUUUAUUAUAGCAUCUUAAAAUUGCCAUUUUGCCUUUUAAAUCCAAAUAAAUUAAUCUCUGCACUCUUGGAUAGUGCAGUUUAAGGAGCUUACCCCCUUCUGACAUCAAAAGGGGAGGCAAAUUUCAAUUACCUAUUUUUUCACAUGCUUGCAGAGAAUGGUUUAUGUAUGUUGGCCAUUUGAUGUUAUAGUAAAUAAAAACAAAUAAAAUAAAUUAUUGAAAA